Molecule: messenger RNA, 2703 nt
Organism: Amblyraja radiata (thorny skate)
Lineage: Eukaryota; Metazoa; Chordata; Chondrichthyes; Rajiformes; Rajidae
Exons: 20
Coding region: 1-2667 (888 amino acids)
Molecular function (GO): zinc ion binding; protein binding
Source: RefSeq, a predicted model, not a curated record
AUGGCUGCGAAAGACCAGAAAAGUAAACUUCAGUGCGAGGAACAUCAGGAAGAACUGAAGCUGUUUUGUGAAACUGACAAGAAACUGAUCUGUUUUAUUUGCGCAACUGUGCGGGAACACAAGUCUCACAGCUUAACGCUGAUAGAAGAAGCAAUUGAAUUCUACAAGGAACAGGUGAAAUCUUCCUUCGAAUCUCUCACAGAAAAGGAAUCAGAGGUCCAGAAAAUGGAGCAGAAACAGAAAGAGAGCAUUUCUGGAGUUCAGGAAGAGUCACACAACCUUCAGUCUGACUUCAAAGCCUGGUUUGUUAAACUGCACCAGAUCCUCUACGAGAAAGAAAACCGCUUACUCAGAGAUCUCGAGGAAGAAAGGAGGAAGAUUGUAAAUGAGAUGAAGAUAAAUCUGACGGGGAUUCAAAACAAUUUAAAUUACGUUCAGCGGCAGCUCGUGGAGUUACAGGACAGAAUGGAUCAAAAAGACAGCGUGCGAUUUCUGAAGGAUGAAGCUGGUCGGAAGAGCAGUGUGAAUGUUGAUACCGUAUCGUUGUCAGUGACUGAUGCUGCCCCGGCCUUUGAAACGUUCUAUCACCCCUCUAAACUGAUCUGUUUGAUCUGUGCAACUGUGCGGGAACACAAGUCUCACAGCUUAAUGCUGAUAGAAGAAGCAAUUGAAUUCUACAAGGAACAGGUGAAAUCUGCUUUCGAGUCUCUCACAGUAAAGGAAUCAGAGAUCCAGAAAAUGGAGCAGAAACAGAAAGAGAGCAUUUCUGGAGUUCAGGAAGAGUCACACAACCUUCAGUCACUGAUCACAUCCCAGUUUGCUGAACUGCACCAGAUUCUCACUGAGAAAGAGCAGCGCUUGCACGGAGAUGUCCGGGAAGAAGAGGAGAAGAUUGUAAAAACAAUGGAGAAAAAUCUUCAUGAGAUACAAGAGAAUUUAAAUUCCAUUCAGGAGGAACUCUCAAAGUUACAGGAACAGAUAGACCACAAGGACGGCGUGAUAUUUCUGAAGGAGGAAGCUGGUCACGAGAGGAGGGUUAUUGAUGAAACCAAAACAAUGUCGGUGGUAGAUGGCGCGUUGCCCAUUGAAAAGUUUGAUCGCACCUUUUUCUACAACAUGGCGUUGAGAGAAACAUCUGAUAACAUAAAGCGAGUCUCCGUCACCCUGGAUGUGGAAACAGCGCAUCCGCGGCUCGAGUUUAUUUCUCGUGCAGUUCUCCUGGUCGUUGGUGAUGAUCUCCACCUUGCCAUGCCGGAAGACGCCGACACAGGAGUAGGUGGUGCCCAGGUCGAUGCCGAUUAUCUUUUCCUUUCUCUUUCGCCGAGCGGGGGUGCUCGAACACUGAGCCUGAAUCUCAACACGAAGAAAAGUAAACUUCAGUGCGAGGAACAUCAGGAAGAACUGAAGCUGUUUUGUGAAACUGACAAGAAACUGAUCUGUUUCAUUUGCACAACUGCGGGGGAACACGAGUCUCACAGCUUAAUGUUGAUAGAAGAAGCAAUUGAAUUCUACAAGGAACAGGUGAAAUCUUCAUUCGAAUCUCUCACAGAAAAGGAAUCAGUGAUCCAGAAAAACGAGCAGGAACAGAAAGAGAGCAUUUCUAGAGUUCAGGAGCAGUCACACAACCUUCAGUCAAUGCUCACAUCCCAGUUUGCUGAACUGCACCAGAUUCUUACUGUGAAAGAGCAGCGCUUACUCGGAAAUGUCCGGAAAAAAGAGGAGAAGAUUGUAAAAAGAAUGGAAAAAAAUCUUCAAGAGAUACAAGAGAAUUUAAAUUCCAUUCAGGAGGAGCUCUCAAAGUUACAGGAACAGACAGACCACAAGAACGGCGUUAUAUUUCUGAAGGAGGAAGCUGGUCGCAAGAGGAGGGUUAGUGAUGAAACCAAACCAAUGUUGGUGGUACAUGGCGCGUUGCCCAUUGAAAAGUAUUAUCGCACCUUAUUCUUUAACAUGGCAUUGAAGGAAAGAUCUGAUAUCAUCAAACGAGUCUCCGUCACACUGGAUGCGGAAACAGCUGGUCCGUGGCUCGAGGUGUCUAAGGAUCGGAAGAGGGUGAGAUGUACCCAGAUCCAGAGAAGUCUCCCUGACACCGAGAAGAGGUUUACAGGCAGUCCGUGUGUGCUCGGAUCGGACGGAUUCACAUCAGGGAGACAUUACUGGGAGGUGACGGGGAAUCGGGGCUGGAGUCUGGGAGUCGCCGCAGAGUCUGCGGAGAGGAAGAGAUGGGUCAAACUGUCCCCGGAGACUGGAGUCUGGAGCAUCGGGCGGAAGGGUGAUGGGUUUCAUGCAUUCACCUCCUCUCCAUACGAUCUCCCCGCCCGUCCCAUCCCCGGGAGGGUGGGAGUUUAUCUCAGUUACGAGUCCGGGACGGUUUCAUUUUACGACGCGGACACCAAGUCCCAUCUCCACACCUUCACUGGGAAUAAAUUCACGGAGAAACUUUAUCCUUACUUUGCAACUUGGGAUGAAAAUCAGUGGCUGAGAAUAUGCUCCGGUUCCACUCCGGUGUGUAAACGGGUCGGGUCCUGGGACCGGCGUCAGGAGCGGGGCUCAGCGCCUGUGGGGCAGAAACCCGGUGGACAACAGGUCGGCGCUGAACGGCUCCCAUUUAAUCCCCAAAUUCCGCGUGGUGAAACCCCAGGGAGCACGGAAAUAAAACCAGGGUGAAUGUAAAUGUAGGAAGAGUGAAAUAAACAGCAACUG